This is a messenger RNA of Anguilla anguilla (European eel), 2753 nucleotides long. Its product is annotated as general transcription factor II-I repeat domain-containing protein 2-like. The record is from RefSeq and is a predicted model, not a curated record. The transcript is spliced from 2 exons. NCBI's taxonomy places the organism in Eukaryota, Metazoa, Chordata, Actinopteri, Anguilliformes, Anguillidae. The coding region runs from base 216 to 2081 and encodes 621 amino acids.
CACAUGUGUCAAACUCAAGGCCCGCGGGCCAGAUGUGGCCCGCCACGGCAUUUUAUGUGGCCCGCGAGUGCUUAAUUGGUCUUAAAAUCUGUCUUAAAAUAGGUCUAUGCUGCUUUAAAGCGUGCAUUGACCAUAAACUACAUUUCCCACAAUGCAUGGUGAUUGUUACCCGCGAAGUGACGGCAUCCCGCCACUAGAUCGCAGGUGUUUAAUUAAUGCUACAAGUGAAAUUGAGAAUAUCCGCAAAUGAUCCCGAAAUGUCCAGGAAGAGAAAGAUUGAUGCAGAUGGAAGGCAGUUUCAAGAAAGAUGGGAAGGCGAAUACAUGUUUGUGCUUCAAGGAGAAAAACCGGUAUGUCUUUUGUGUUAUGAGGCGGUGUCGGUCGUCAAAGAGUACAAUCUACGUCGACACUUUGACACCAAACACGGAGCCAAGUAUGCCAAAGUUAGCCUUCAUGAAAAACAACAAAUUGUCAAAGAACUAAAAGGCAAACUGCGAUCGCAGCAGAAUUUGUUCACCAAAGCCACAACCAAAAACGAUGCAGCAGUGAAAGCUAGCUUUAUGGUGGCUGAAGAAAUCGCCCGCGCUUCAAAGUCUUUUUCAGAGGGUGCAUUUUUGAAGCAGUGCAUGCUGAAGGUGUGUGAGCAGGUGUGCCCCGACCAGAUACAGACUUUUAAAAAUGUCAGUUUGUCAAGAAACACCAUUGCGGACCGAGUCAAGGAGCUAGCAGCAAACCUGUCAACACAGCUGGCCGAAGAGUCACGCAGUUACACCGCUUUUUCAUUAGCGGUUGAUGAAAGCACAGACAACACGGAUAUGGCACAGCUAUCCAUUUUUAUUAGAGGCGUGAAGUCGGACCUCUCUGUCACCGAGGAGCUCUUGGAUGCAGCUGCCAUGCAUGGGACCACAACGGGACGGGACAUUUAUGAUGCGGUGGAGAAGUCCGUAAGUAAAACUGGAUUGCCCUGGGAAAAGUUGGUGGGAUUAACUACAGAUGGUGCACCUGCAAUGUGUGGAGGAAAAGCGGGCUUGGUUGGACUAAUGAAGGAGAAAAUGCAAAAAAGUAACUGUCACACGCCUCUGAUAACGUAUCAUUGCAUUAUCCAUCAAGAAGCUUUGUGUGGAAAGGUGCUGGGGAUGGAUGAUAUAAUGACCACGGUCAUGAAAACAGUGAACUUCAUUCAGGCGCGUGGCCUGAAUCACCGCCAGUUCCAGCUGUUCUUGCAGGAGAUGGGCUCGGAGUACGGAGACGUGCCGUACCAUACAGAAGUGAGGUGGCUGAGUAGGAGCAAAAUCCUCAAACGAUUUUUUGAGCUUAGGGAAGAUAUUGCUCUUUUCAUGCAGAGUAAAGGAAAACCCUUGUCCGAACUGUCAGAUCCAAACUGGCUGUGUGAUUUUGCUAUGUUAUGUGACGUAACUGAGCAUCUCGCCCAACUGAAUCAGAAGCUGCAGGGACGCAAACAAGUCAUCACGCAGAUGUCCGACAUGAUCACAUGUUUCCAGCGUAAACUUGACCUAUGGAAGUGCCAAGUGGAACAGGACAAUCUUGCCCACUUUUCUGUUUGUCAGAGCAUCUCAGCCUCAGUUCCCGAUGCUUUUUCAUGUGCCCGGUUGGCUACCAAACUGAGCCGGUUAAUGAAUGAGUUUGAUUGGCGCUUUUCUGACUUCAAAGCACAGCACUCGGGCUUUGCCAUCUUUGCCAGUCCUUUCACCACCGACGUCAGCAGUGCACCCCAACACCUUCAGCUGGAGUUAAUCGAGCUUCAAAGCGACAGUGGCCUGAGAGCAAAGUUCCAGGAUGCUGCAAUUGAGGACUUUUACCGUCUACUGCCCCCUGGUGUGAUGCCACAGCUUCGACUUCAUGCUGCCCGUGUUCUGUCUAUGUUUGGGAGCACCUAUCUGUGCGAACAGAUGUUUUCAAUAAUGAAUCUAAACAAAACCAAGCACAGAUCACGCAUCACUGAUGACAACCUCCACGCUGUUUUACGGAUUGCCACAGCACAAGAGCUAAAACCAGACAUUGACACACUGGCCAAAGGAAAACGGUGUCAGACAUCUGGCCAGAAAACACAUAGAACAUGAUCAAUGGAUGAGGAUGGUGGAGGGGAUCCACUUGGUGUGUUCAAGGACAGGGAGCAUAUCCUCAUCAUUUUCAACUCAUAGUUGUGAACUGAGACAACCCUAUUUUAUUAUUUUGAGUUUAUUACAUAUACUGCUUUUUGUGUAGUAAUGUAUUUGUUGUUUACAGGUUUAUGCAGACAAAUGUUUACUCCUGCAAGGCUGUGUGCAGCCAUUUGUUUUUGUAAAAUGCUACAUCUGUCACACAUGUUCUUAGCAGCUCACUAUAGUUGGUUGUACGUUAUUCUGACCCUCUCGACUGUGACAAAAUUUUUUUGAAGAAAGUUAAUGUCUUAACUUGUGUUUUAAUAUUUUUCUGUGAAUAGUUUGAUCAUUGAUAAAUAAAGUAAUGUGGGUUUCUUAACCUGAUAAAUUAAAAGGAUUUAUGUUAUAGUAACAGAGCAACAAGCAAACACUUUUUUUUACAUCUAUGCAAAUGCAUAUGUAAUAUUUGUAACUUUAAGUAAUAAAUACAGAAAGUUAUUUAACAAUAUAUUACGGAGUAGUUACAUUUAUUUUACAUUAUAUUUGGUGACAUUUAGUUACAUUUAUACUGUCUUACAGUUACAUCUGGCCCUUUGAGGGCAACCAUUAUGCUGAUGUGGCCCUCGGUAAAAAUGAGUUUGACACCCCUGU